UCAUGUGUGCAUUAGAUGGAAAACAAAGCUUCAAGCUUUUGAAUAUUCAAUUCAAAACAAAUUCAAGUGCUCUGCAUUUCCCCAUUUUCAAUCUUCUUCACCAGAAGAUUAUUCGCACCUGAGCUUCAUCUCAUCUUCCGCUGCUAGCUAGUAUUUAAAGGCUACGCACAGAAAUGAAUCAAAAUCAAAUCGAAUUGAACAAUGGAAGACGUAGUGAUUGUUGGCGCUGGAAUUGCUGGUCUCGCGACAUCUCUGUCACUACACAGAUUGGGGAUCCGAAGCUUAGUUUUGGAAUCAGCUGAUAAUAUCAGAACCACAGGAUUUGCCCUCGGAAUCUGGCCUAAUGGUUGGAGGGCGCUAGACGCCAUUGGCGUAGGCGAAAUCCUUCGUGCCAAACACACAAGAAUUACAGGAGUAGUGACUACCUCUGUUGAUUCUGGAGUUAUAACAUCGGAGGGGACUUUGGCAACUUCGGAUUCGAAUGUUGAUCGAGAAGCUCGGUGUGUGAUUCGAAAAGAAAUGCUGGAAACACUGGAGAGUGAGCUGCCAAGGGGUGUGAUCAGAUACUCCUCCAAGGUGGUUCAUAUUGAGAGCCAAGAUGGCGUCAACUCCAUUCAUCUUGCUGAUGGAACUCUCCUAAAAGCUAAGGUUCUGAUUGGAUGUGAUGGAGUGAACUCUGUGGUUUCCAAGUUCCUAGGCUUCAGCAAGCCCUCGUUUACUGCGCGAUGCGGCAUCAGGGGCAUCGUGCAUUUCGAGGAGGGCCACGGUUUCAAGCCGCGCAUCAUGCAGUUCUUCGGAAAGGGUAUUAGGUUUGGUGUAGUCCCUUGUGAUGAUCAUAGAGUUUACUGGGGUUCAACCUUUACUCCUUCAUCCCAAGAGAAGGAGAUAUUGGAGGAUCCAGCGAGGUUGAAGCAAUUCAUGCUGAGCAAACUCGGCAAAGUCCCCGACGAGAUCAAGCAGGUUUUCGAGAAGAGUGAGUUGGAAAACAUGGUGUGUGCGCCGUUGAGAUUCCGGCGGCCGUGGGAGUUGCUGUGGGGGGAGAUAGCCAGAGACAACGUGUGCGUCAUUGGCGACGCGUUGCAUCCCAUGACGCCCGACUUGGGCCAAGGUGGCUGCUCUGCUCUGGAGGAGAGCGUCGUCUUGGCCAAGCUCCUGGCGGGGGCCUUCAAGGCGGGUGAAGGUGGAGAUCACGAGGAGGAGUGUCGGAGAAUCCGCGAGGCGCUCGGGGAGUUCGCGAGGGGGAGGAGAUGGAGGAGCUUUGAUCUCGUGGCGACGGCGUAUUUCGUGGGUGUGAUGCAGCAGAGCGACGGCGGCGUGAUGCGUUUUGUGAGGGAUAAGUUGAUGGCUAAGUUCUUGGCUGGGCUUCUCUUGGAGAAGGCUAAGUUUGAUUGUGGGAAGCUUCUUGUUUCUUGAAAAUGUGUAGGGAUGAAAUAUGAUGUGUGUGAGUUGCUUCAUAAAUAAAUGUGGGUGAUUGGUAUUUAUGUAGUGUUUGUUUUGGUCAAUAGGUGUAUUGUUUUUAGGAGUAAUCAUUAUUGAUUAAUGAGUUUUGUUGUUUGAAUAUUUGUAUGAUGAUAAAUCGUUCGAUCGAAUGAAUAUAGUUUGAUACUUAAUUUUCGAACAA
Messenger RNA from Salvia miltiorrhiza (redroot sage), 1621 nucleotides. Its product is annotated as monooxygenase 2-like. The record is from RefSeq and is a predicted model, not a curated record. Lineage: Eukaryota; Viridiplantae; Streptophyta; Magnoliopsida; Lamiales; Lamiaceae. Gene Ontology annotation, molecular function: FAD binding. The transcript is spliced from 6 exons. The coding region runs from base 202 to 1413 and encodes 403 amino acids.